GCGGCUGGGGCACAGAGAGCCCCCUCCUGUCCGCUAAACUGAACUUACCCUUCAGGGGGGAAAACGAAGAAACUGCAAAACCCGCGUAUAUCCAAGAAACUGCUGGAAACCGAGGAACUUUUUUUUAUUGCAAAAAAAUAAAAAUCUCCCCGAAGUGUUUGGGCCGCGGCUGGGUGACGCACGGGCCGGCAGAAACAGAGACUAGGAUGUGGGUCUGGUACCUCCUGCUCGGGUCGGGAACGGGCACCAGCUCGGUCGAGAGCCAGCUUCUCCCUGGGAAUAACUUCACCACCGAGUGUAACAUCCCGGGAAACUUCAUGUGUGGCGAUGGCUCGUGUAUCCACGGAAAUUGGCAGUGUGACGGCUACCCCGACUGCUGGGACAAGAGCGACGAGAAGGGUUGUCCGAAGGUGAAGUCAAAAUGCGCUCCCACAUUCUUCGGCUGUGCUAAUGGCGUCCACUGCAUUAUCGGCCGCUUCCGCUGCAACGGUUUCCGCGACUGCCCCGAUGGAAGCGACGAAGACAACUGCACAGGUAAUCCUCUGGUGUGCUCGGCGGCUCGGUUUCACUGCAGGAACGGCCGAUGCGUGGAUCGAAGUUUCCUCUGUAAUGGCCAGGACAACUGCCAAGACAACAGUGAUGAAGAGAACUGCCUUUCCACAGCAGAAUCUCCAGGUCAGGAUUUUGUAACGUUAGAUUACCGGUUGCGGUAUUACCCCAGCAUCACCUACGCAGUCAUAGGCAGCGCUAUCAUCUUCGUCCUGGUGGUGGCGCUGUUGGCCCUGGUGCUGCAUCACCAGAGGAAGCGGAGCGUGUUAUUGCCCCGCAGCGGAAGCCACCCGCACCCGCACCAGCCACUGCUGCUCUCCCGGCUGGUCAUAGUGGAUAGAGGACAUGUCUCACCCCCGUCCUCGUCCCCGUCAGCACACUUCAGCUCAGCACACAGCCUCCAGCUGCUCACCAGCUCGCUCUAUCCCCAAGGAACCCUGCUGGAAUCGCCACCUUCGUACUCCCAGGCAGUGCUGGACGUCAGUCGACCACCGUGGUUUGACCUCCCACCUCCUCCGUACCCUCCUGAUGGUGAAACAGAGCCACCUGUAUACGAAGCGACAGCACGAGCUAGCGAGACUCCUGCAGUCCGGUCCGAGAGAGCACAAGUACACAUCAUCGACCCCACGAUCAGAUGUGAAGCGGCACAGCCUCGAACCUUCAGCUCAGCUUCCAGCUCCACGCAGGGCUCUCAGCAGCUAUAGCUGGCCACUAUGGAGACACUCAGACACUUGUAUAUAGGACACAGAGACAUUUAUGCGACGCACUGUGCGGAAGGAUUAAAAAGAUGGACGAGGCUAGGUUAAAAAGAAAAGGACACUGCCAGAGUUGUUCGUUUUUUGUUCAACUCAGGAUGGUUUUCUGAGUUCAAAGCGCCAUCUUGUGGGACAAAUGUGACAUUACAGCAUGUGAAUCUGCUGCCCUGAAAAGACACUGUACAGACUGUAAUGAGGAAAAAACGACUUCACACCUCUGAGACUCGGCUGCAUUAGCGAUGCAGACACCAAACGUAUAGCACUCCAGUUCUGCAGAGCUAAAAACGUCUGAGCUGUUCAUUAUGUGCAGUUCUUUGACUGUUUCUUUUUCAUCCAGUGCUUUAUACUAUUCUGAAAAAAACACUAUGCAAUGUGAAUUGUGUAAGAUAUUGAACUUGAUAUAGUGAAAAGAUAUUGAAAAAAAAAAUGGAUACAAUGUGUAAAGAAUCAAAGUCCCCCACUCUCAUCGUUAAUGCACUUAUUAAUUUAUCCUGUUGAUACCGUGUUGGUUGUCUUGUUCCUUUUAAUGAUUCAUUUAUGUUCACAGUAAACUAGACGGCAUC
Molecule: messenger RNA, 1867 nt
Organism: Clarias gariepinus (North African catfish)
Lineage: Eukaryota; Metazoa; Chordata; Actinopteri; Siluriformes; Clariidae
Gene: ldlrad3
Product: low density lipoprotein receptor class A domain containing 3
Exons: 6
Coding region: 207-1253 (348 amino acids)
Molecular function (GO): protein binding
Source: RefSeq, a predicted model, not a curated record